AUGUAUGGUCGAACACCAAUAUUACCGCUUGAUUACCAAGAAAAUGAUGUUACAAUUUCACAUGAUAGCGAACACGAGAAAAAACUUAAUCAGUUUUUAACAAAAUUAAAUAAACAAGCAAGAAUUAAUAUUAUUAAAAAUCAAGAACGAUAUAAACAACGUUAUGGUACCAAUCGUUCCGAUCCAUCAUACAAUGUUGGUGAUCUCAUUCUCGUUAAAACACUCAACAUUCAUUCAAAAUUCAAUGCUCGUUAUGAAGGACCAUUCAGAAUUAUAGAAAAUCUUAUACCAAAAACAUUUAUUGUACAACACAUCAAGAAACCAACAUUACACCGUCAAGUUACAACUGAUGUGUUACUUCCAAUUUGUGAACAACAUUAUUAUGCUUUAAAUUAUCCACCAUUUGAACCAUCAUCUUAUGAAUUAAUUUUUAUUAAUUAUAGAACAAUAGAAGAAACAUUAAUUCAAUUAAUUAAAAUUAUUAAUUCAUCUACAUUAUUUAUCAUGGAUACAGAAUCUGUAUGUGCAUACAAAAAACCCAAUAAACCAGCACUUAUUCAAGUACAAAUCAUCACACAUCAAUUAAAUUCAUACAUAUUAAUUAUUGAAGCAUAUCAUCUUCCAAGACCACAUGUAUCAACUUUUACAUUAAUUCAACAACUAUUCGAAUCAUUAUUUCAAACAUAA
Messenger RNA from Rotaria sordida, 687 nucleotides. The record is from the annotation of a GenBank genome assembly. Lineage: Eukaryota; Metazoa; Rotifera; Eurotatoria; Philodinida; Philodinidae.